UAUAUGUAUAUAUAUAUACACAUAUUUUAACCAACCCAAAUAGAUAAUGACCACUCUUAUUAUUAUUAUUAUUAUUUUCAAACAAUAUAUCUAGAUAGACACACACAAACAAAAUGGUUUAGUGAUAACAGUUGAAUAGAAUAGAAUAGGUCAUACAGCUUAAACAAAUCAAUAACAUGUUCUUCAUCUUCCCUCCUCUCUCUCUAUCUCUUGAUCCUCCAUUUUCUCUUUUUAUCUUCCCUCUUCUCUCCCUCUUCUCCUAUUUUCAGUUUUUUUUUUGUGUUUUUUCGAAAGAAACAAUUUGGAACCGUUACGUAACGGUGCGUAACAGGCCGUUACGAUUGUUACGGCAUUGUUACAACCACUACGGUAGCCGCUACAGCCGACACACCUGUGAAUCUCAAUCGCACUGCAAAAGCGGCCGUAACGGGUGGCGGUAACCGCCAAAACCGUUACGUAACGGCGUUACGUAACGGUUGCGGCCGCUUUUUAAAACCUUGAUUAUAGGCCUUUGGCCCACUUAUCUGCAUGCCCGUAAUUCGUUAUUACACACCGAACUUCAUCGAAGCAAAUCUCGAGAGAGAGAGGGUUGAUCGGAGAUUCAAAAAUGGCGAACUAUCACUUCGUGUACAAGGACGUGGAAGGAGUUUCGACUCAAUGGGACGAUAUUCAGAGAAAAUUGGGAGACCUCCCUCCGAAGCCCCCUGCAUUCAAGCCCCCAUCUUUUACGCCCGUCGAGGACAAAGACUCUAAACACAAAGACAAUGCCUGGAUCGAUGAUAGGACCGAAGAACAACUCGAAGAUCUCGAGGAUGAUCCCGAUCUCGACGACGAUCGCUUCCUUCAGGAGUACAGGUAUCAUUUUCCGUCUUCUGAUUCUCCUAAUUAUGCGCUUGGUUCCCAAGAAUCCGAAGGAAACCCAAUUAAAAAACCCAGCUAUUUUCACUCAUACAGUUUAUUGGUUCAGUUAAAUUGAGUUUCUUUUUGCUGUUUAUUGUACCCGGCAUGUAUUUGGCGUACCCGGUAAGUGUACCGCUGUAUCGGUAUGUGUGCCCGCACUUGGUAAGUAUCCGAUACUUAUACGGCAUUAUUUUUGGAGUACCCGUGUUUCAUAGCUUAUAUAGAUGACCCCGUGUAGACUCAAGUUUGGGAAACCAGGAAACUUGGGACAUAAACUAAGUAACUUGGGACAUAAACUAAGUGAAUUUGGAAGCAAGCAAUAGCUAAAACUUAAAAGGCUUAACAUAGUUGAUACUAUGAGGCCUAGUUGUGUGUACUCUAUAUUCAGCUCAGCUAAGGAAAAAUUCUGUGCUGGUGAUGUGUACGAAGACAGGAACUCACGAGAGGUCCUUUGAAGCUAAUAGCUACUAUUCACUGUGUGAUUACAUUCUUAUUUUGGAAUGUGUAAUUACACCACCUCUUAGAUGACUAGGGCUCUAUAUGUGAUUUUAUUUUAUUUUUGUGGUGAUGGUCAAGACCAUAUAUAUGAUUUCGUCAGCCUUUCCUCCCAACUUUCUUCUUUUUCUACCUCUAGGCUCUUAACAUUGUGUUUGGGACCAAAUCUUUUUAGAAUUGUAGAUUUCAAAAUGGGAAAGGAAAAGAAAACGUUUCUAAGGAAUUCCUUUUGUGUGUGUGUGUGUGUGUAUGUGUUUGUGUUUAGAACUAAUUGGAAUUAGAAGGAAACUAUUCCAUUCUUUUGUUUGGUUUGAUCAGGAAUUGGAAAGGAGUUUUUUUGUUUGUUGAAGAUCAUGCCCUUAUUAGCUAGUAGGGAACUUAUAAGAAGAGAGUGUAUUAUGGGUAUAUGGGAUUAGAUAAGAUUUUAUAAUUCUAAUUCCCUUUAAAUUCAGCCAUUUCAUUGGAUUUCAAGACUCCUUUAUUUUGCUUUCCCCCUUCCCCAUUUUAGAUUCCGUUCAUUCCAAACAUAUUGAAUUCCAUUUUGAAAUGCCAAUGCCAUCAAAUUCUGUCAAAUCCCACAAUUCCAAACACACUGUAAGACUCAACUUCUCAUUGUUUGCAAAUUUUUCUUGGCAUCUGACUUUCAGAGCUGUC
This is a messenger RNA of Camellia sinensis, 2049 nucleotides long. Lineage: Eukaryota; Viridiplantae; Streptophyta; Magnoliopsida; Ericales; Theaceae. The record is from RefSeq and is a predicted model, not a curated record.